AUGUUGUUUAAAGAAGACGAUCCUAUUUUUCCCGGUUCGUUCGCUAACGCAUUUCGGAGACUUCAGUCAAUCGAGCGUCGUCUCAUUAAAAACCCCUUGCUUUACGAAGACUAUAAGGCCUUUAUGAACGAAUAUUUAGAUCUUGGCCACAUGCAGCUCCUUACAAAUGGAAAUUCGUCGGAUGGAUAUUAUAUUCCCCACCACUGUGUUAUAAAGGCUGGUAGUCCUAGCGCAAAACUUCGCGUAGUUUUCGAUGCCUCCUGUCCUUCGUCAGAAGGCAAAUCUCUCAAUGAUAGUUUAUUUGUAGGUCCAAAACUUCAAAAGGACAUUUUGACUAUUCUUUCACGCUUUAGAGUUCAUCCCAUCGUGUUCACCGCAGAUAUACGACAGAUGUAUCGUCAAAUUUUGAUUCUUCCUGAACAUCGCAAAUUUCAGAAAAUUUUGUGGAGAAACUCCCCACAGGAACCCGUUCAGGAAUAUCAGUUAAAUACCGUUACCUACGGAGUGUCGUCUUCUCCCUUUUUGGCAAUUUGCACAUUAGGCGAACUUGCAUCUCUGGAAAAAACUCGAUUUCCUCUCGCUUCCGAAGUCCUGGUUAACGAUGUUUAUAUCGAUGACAUUAUUACAGGUUGCUCUUCGAUUGCUGAAGCUCAUAAUUUGCGGGAUGAACUAAUUGACUUGCUCAGUACUGCAGGUUUCGAAUUAAGAAAGUGGUCUAGCAAUGACCCUACCGUUUUAAACAAAAUUCCUCUUUCACAUCAAUUAGAUCAAGCUCUUGCGUUCAAUAGUGAAUCAGAGUUUUUCUUUAAAGUUUUGGGACUGCAAUGGAACCCGCGUAACGAUAGUUUUUCUUAUAGUAUUCAACCGUUCAAUCGUCCUUGCUCCAAACGAUCGCUUUUGUCUGAAUUGGCUCGCAUAUUCGACCCUAUUGGGUUUUUGGCUCCUUUAACUUUUUACGCAAAACAUUUAAUUCAUUAUCUAUGGACUUUGAAGUUGUCUUGGGUUGACUUGCCUCCUGACGACAUUAUUUCGAGUUGGACGCAAUUUUGUUCGGAACUUCCCCAAUUAGCGACUUUGCAACUUUCCAGAAAAAUUAUCGUAGAAAAAGUUCGGUUGUGUACUCUUCAUGGUUUCUGCGAUGCUAGUGAGUCUGGUUACGCCGCAGUGGUCUAUUUACGAAGCGUCUCAGUUACCCAUGCAAUAGAAAUUCGUCUCAUUUGUGCAAAGUCAAAGGUAGCGCCGUUGAAGAAAAUUUCCAUUCCGCGUCUAGAGUUAUGUGCGGCAGUUUUAUUGGCCAAGUUAAUAGAUUACACCCUUACCACGUUUAAAGGUGUCAUAGAGAUUGAACAAGUUUACGCGUGGUCCGACUCUACCAUAGCCCUUUCGUGGAUUCAAUCGUCUCCUCACCUUUGGAAGGUAUUUGUUAGCAAUAGGGUUGCUCUUAUUCAAUCGUUAGCACCUACUGCUACUUGGCAUCACGUUUCGUCGGAUGACAACCCCGCCGAUUGCGCGUCUCGUGGUUUAAGUCCAAUGCAUCUCCUGCAGCACCUGCUAUGGUGGGCGGGGCCCACUUGGUUACGCAAUUUUGAUUUGGUCGUAGGUAAAUCGGAGAUACCAGAUUUGGAAAAUGACUCGAUAAUGGUAGAAGAACAACGCAAGGUUGUCUUAAUUCUUUAA
Messenger RNA from Tribolium castaneum (red flour beetle), 1677 nucleotides. RefSeq lists its product as uncharacterized. The record is from RefSeq and is a predicted model, not a curated record. Lineage: Eukaryota; Metazoa; Arthropoda; Insecta; Coleoptera; Tenebrionidae. The transcript has a single exon. Bases 1 to 1677 code for a protein of 558 amino acids.